Molecule: messenger RNA, 1015 nt
Organism: Colletotrichum navitas
Lineage: Eukaryota; Fungi; Ascomycota; Sordariomycetes; Glomerellales; Glomerellaceae
Product: ribosomal protein L6
Exons: 3
Coding region: 140-901 (253 amino acids)
Biological process (GO): translation
Cellular component (GO): ribosome; mitochondrial large ribosomal subunit
Molecular function (GO): rRNA binding; structural constituent of ribosome
Source: RefSeq, a predicted model, not a curated record
AUCGGAAGAAGCCUCAAAGUGGAUCUGAUGUGGAUGACUAAGACGCGGAAAAGUUCCUGUAGGUCCCUAAUCUCAUCUGUCAAGCAACACGCGAAGGAGAGCAUAUUUGGAGGGUGAAGCUUGCCAUUCCACGACCACAAUGCUUGCCUCCAGCCGAGGAACGGCCUUGAGGCAGGUGUUUGCCGCCUCGCCAGCUACGACGAUACCGGCUUUUCUUGCGCCAUUCCUACAGCAGCAAAAUUUCCUGCUGUCCCGACGACAGUUCUCCUCGACGCCGACACGGCAUUCGAAGCUUGGCCGAACGCCUCUAUCGAUUCCGCCUGGUGUGGAGCUGGCCAUCAGCGAGCCCAAGCUGAAGAAGGAUCCGACGAGCUAUCUCAAGGUGUACAAGAGGACCGUCACCGUCACCGGGCCCCUGGGCAAAUUGGAUCUUGAGAUCCCGUCUUUUUUAAAUAUCGACCACGAUGUCGAGGGCAAGCGGGCGCUUCUUAGCGUCGAGGACUCGAAUGUCAAGGAGCAGAGCGAGAUGUGGGGCACGACAUGGGCCUACCUCCAGCGCUACAUCAUGGGCGUCUCGGAAGGUCAUACGGCGAUUCUCCGUCUCGUAGGCAUCGGAUACCGCGCGACCGUCGAGCAGCGAGGCGGCAAGGAAGAGUUCCCAGGCCAGAAAUUUCUCUGCCUCAAGCUUGGCUUCACGCACCCGGUCGAGCUGGGCAUCCCGCGUGGCGUCAAGGCGACGGCAGCGAGCCCGACGCGUAUCCUUCUUGAGGGCAUAGACCGGGAGGAGAUCAUGAGCUUUGCUGGCCGCGUGCGCAAGUGGCGGCCGCCGGAACCGUACAAGGGCAAGGGUGUCUUCAUCAACGACCAGACCAUCAAGCUGAAGCAGAAGAAGAUCAAAUAGAUGAGGCAGAGUUGGCAGACGAGAUGUGUGGAUGGAUUUAUGGCACCGCUACAAUGGACCCGAAUGCGGUGCGUAUCCAACGGAAAAGCCGGAGGGCUGUGUAUAGCUAUAUUG